Molecule: messenger RNA, 647 nt
Organism: Oryza sativa Japonica Group (Japanese rice)
Lineage: Eukaryota; Viridiplantae; Streptophyta; Magnoliopsida; Poales; Poaceae
Product: 10 kDa chaperonin, mitochondrial
Cellular component (GO): mitochondrial matrix
Molecular function (GO): protein folding chaperone; metal ion binding; protein-folding chaperone binding
Source: RefSeq, a predicted model, not a curated record
AUCCGGCUCGCCCGCUGGUCCCCCCCGUCACCCACUCACCCGUCUCCUCCACGCCCAUCAACUUGCUCCUCAAGAAGAGAGAAGAGGAAGAGCUCGUCGCGGCGCGGCAAUGGCGGCGAGGAGGCUGAUCCCGUCGAUGAACCGGGUGCUGGUGGAGAAGCUGCUGCAGCCCAACAAGAGCGCCGGCGGCAUCCUCCUCCCGGAGACCACCAAGCAGCUGAAUUCUGCAAAAGUAGUGGCUGUUGGUCCUGGCGAACGUGACAGGGAUGGCAAACUGAUCCCUGUAUCUUUGAAAGAAGGUGACACCGUUCUGCUACCUGAGUAUGGAGGAACUGAAGUGAAGCUUGCUGAGAAAGAGUACCUUCUUUUCAGAGAGCACGACAUACUCGGACGGCUUGAGGAGUAACUUGGACGGCUCGACUCGAGGAGUAACUGGGGGUUGUUUGCCAUGACCUCAUAACUCGUUUAUUUAAUUAGACACGCUGGAAUGUGAGCGUGGAAGUUUUUUUCUGGGAGCAAAAAUGCCUGCCUGAAUUUGAUGUCGUUGUGUCAUCGAUCGUGAGCAUUACUAAAAACUGAUGAAACCUUCUCUUUUUGCGCGCCUUAUUCAUACCUUGAAUGGAACUGCCAGUCCAGUUCAUUUGUCA